Messenger RNA from Dichomitus squalens LYAD-421 SS1, 1805 nucleotides. RefSeq lists its product as uncharacterized. Lineage: Eukaryota; Fungi; Basidiomycota; Agaricomycetes; Polyporales; Polyporaceae. The coding region runs from base 6 to 1805 and encodes 599 amino acids. The transcript has 9 exons. Gene Ontology annotation, molecular function: zinc ion binding; metalloendopeptidase activity. The record is from RefSeq and is a predicted model, not a curated record.
CAGACAUGCAGUUCUCGACCACCUUCUUCCGGUCCGUCUACCUCGCGAUAGCCCUCGCCGCCACUGCCUCUGCGGCUCCCUUCGCUGGUAGCCUCAAGCACACGACCCUCCAGACCCGUUCCACCAGCUCGGGUCUCACCGUCGAGAGCUUCCACCCUGAGUCCUCGUUCGAGACGUUUGGCGUGGAAGGCGUCGACCACCCGCUUUCCAAGCGUGCGGACUUUGACAUCAAGGACGCGACUGUGUCCUUCAUCCAGUCUAAGACGGGUGUCAAGUCCGACAACGUUCAUUUCAGAACUUCGUUCUCAAAUGACGUCGCGCACCACGCGUACGUUCGCCAGCAAAUCAACGGCGUUCCUGUAGCGAAUGCGGUCGCCAACGUCGCCUUCAACAAGAACAACAAGGUAGUCUCGUUUGGCAAUUCAUUUGUGAAGAAGCCUUCAUCGGUCCCGUCCACAACCCCGUCCAUUUCCGCGGACGAUGCUAUCUUCAAGGCCGAGAGCGCCCUCUCUGGCAAGUACAACUCGCAUCCAACCUCCCUGGAGUGGGUCGCGAAGAAGGAUGGCUCCCUCGCGCUUGCGUACGCCGUCCAGAUCCAGAACGAUGCUAAACACGAGUUCUAUGAGGCGUUCGUUGACGCCCACUCUGGGGAGGUGAUCCAGCUGACCGACUUUGUUGCGAAGGCUUCAUACCGCGUUCUCCCUAUUACCAAAGAGACGCUUCUUGAGGGCUUCGAGACGCUCACCGACCCCGCUAACACCGCCGCGUCUCCCAACGGCUGGAACAGCGAUGGCACAACCACGACGACGGACACUAGCGGCAACAACGCCAUCGCAUACAAGGGUGACACCUCCAACACCACCCAGCAGUCGUCUUCCGGCCAAAACUUCGUGUUCACUCAGGACCCCGACGCGGACCCGACGACGCAGGAGAACCUCGAUGCGGCACGCACGAACGGCUUCUACGUCGUCAACACCGUGCACGACAUCUCGUACAUCUACGGCUUCACCGAGGCCGCGUUCAACUUCCAGGACGACAACUUCGGCAAGGGCGGGGCCGGCAACGACCGCGUCCUGAUUUCCGUCCAGGACGACGAGGGCACCGACAACGCGUUCUUCUCCACCCCUCCCGACGGGCAGAACGGCCAGAUGGCGAUGUUCCUCUGGGACCUCACUAGCCCCGAGCGCGACGGCGCUCUCGAAAACGACAUUCCCGUGCACGAGAAUACGCACGGCAUCUCGAACCGCCUGACCGGCGGUGGCACGGGGAGCUGCCUGCAAACCGACGAGGCUGGCGGUAUGGGCGAGGGGUGGUCGGAUGCGUUCGCGGAGUGGACGGAGCACAAGGACGCCAGCGUCCCCGACUACGUUAUGGGCCAGUACGUCACCAACAGCGCUGCGGGAAUCCGCUCACACCCGUACUCGACCAAUGCCACCACGAACCCCCUGCGCUACUCGAGCCUCAAGACCCUUGACGAAGUUCAUGAUAUCGGUGAAGUCUGGGCCAACCUGCUCCACAACGUCUACGCUGCCCUCGUUGCUGAGCACGGCUUUGACGAGAACGCUCACACCGACGCCUCCGGCUCUGGCGGGAACACGGUCUUUCUCCACCUCUUCAUCGACUCCUUCUCCAUCCAACCAUGUAAUCCAACAUUCCUCACUGGUCGUGACGCUUGGAUCCAGGCUGAUGCGAACCGAUACAACGGCGCGAACAAGUGCACUCUCUGGAAGGCGUUCGCGUCCCGGGGUCUCGGUGUCAAUGCCGCCAACCACAACGACGACUCGACGGUACCUGAUGGCUGCUGA